Molecule: messenger RNA, 1096 nt
Organism: Eucalyptus grandis
Lineage: Eukaryota; Viridiplantae; Streptophyta; Magnoliopsida; Myrtales; Myrtaceae
Product: chlorophyll a-b binding protein CP24 10A, chloroplastic
Exons: 2
Coding region: 107-883 (258 amino acids)
Biological process (GO): response to light stimulus; photosynthesis, light harvesting in photosystem I
Cellular component (GO): membrane
Source: RefSeq, a predicted model, not a curated record
CGUUGAUUUAGAUUCUGUCCAUCCCUCUCACCUCUCAGCCUCACAUCCCUAGCUCCACACCUUAGACAAGCUUCUAGAGAGAGAGAGAGAGAGAGGAGGGGCCGGCAUGGCGGCGACUUCCGGUGCGGUGGUGAACGGGUUGGGGUCGGCCUUCCUGUGCGGGGGGAGGAGGAGCCGGUCCUUGUCGAGGGCGGCCGGAUUCGGGAACGAGGCAGGGAGCGGAGCCGGUUCUAGGAACCUGGUGGUCGUCGCGGCGGCUAAGCCCAAGAAGUCUUGGAUCCCCGCCGUGAAGGGUGGCGGCAACCUAAUCGACCCCGAGUGGCUCGACGGCUCGCUCCCAGGUGACUAUGGGUUCGACCCGCUCGGGCUCGGCAAGGACCCGGCAUUCCUCAAGUGGUACCGAGAGGCUGAGCUCAUCCACGGCCGGUGGGCCAUGGCCGCGGUGGUCGGCAUCUUCGUCGGCCAGGCCUGGAGCGGCAUCCCGUGGUUCGAGGCCGGGGCCGACCCGAGCGCCAUCGCCCCAUUCUCCUUUGGUACACUCCUCGGGACCCAGCUGAUCCUCAUGGGGUGGGUCGAGAGCAAGCGGUGGGUCGACUUCUUCAACCCGGACUCGCAGUCGGUGGAGUGGGCCACGCCAUGGUCGAAGACUGCCGAGAACUUCGCCAACGCCACGGGGGAUCAGGGCUACCCGGGCGGCAAGUUCUUCGACCCGCUCGGCUUAGCCGGGACGAUCAAGGACGGUGUCUACAUUCCGGACGUCGAGAAGCUGGAGAGGUUGAAGCUGGCCGAGAUCAAGCAUGCCCGGAUUGCAAUGUUGGCCAUGUUGACCUUCUACUUUGAGGCUGGGCAGGGCAAGACCCCACUUGAGGCUCUUGGAUUGUAAAGAGUUUGAACUUGAAUGAAUCAAAAAAUGGUUGUACUUGUAGAUAAAUUGGAUUUGGGAAAAAAAAAAAAUCGAAAGCUUAGAUGGAUUCGAGCCUCUGUUGUUGUAUGAGAAACCGUGUCCUCACAGAGUUUUCCAUCCCGGAUUUGUUGCUAGCAAUUAGUGAUGUGUUUUCUAAGAGAGCUUAUGAUACGAUGAAUCGCGAUUGAGAAA